Molecule: messenger RNA, 1501 nt
Organism: Linum trigynum
Lineage: Eukaryota; Viridiplantae; Streptophyta; Magnoliopsida; Malpighiales; Linaceae
Source: the annotation of a GenBank genome assembly
CAAAUAAUCUUAGGGUUAAUUGCAUGGUUGGUCACUUAUAUUAUAAAAAACGUUCAUGUUUGGUCACUACAAAUAUUUAAUUUCAUUCGUGAUCAUUAAGUUUACUAAAACAUGUCAUAUUUAGUCACUCUCUGUUAGCCUCCGUUAACGGCGUCAAUUUUUUGCUGACUUGACUAACAGAAAUGUCCAGUCACACAAUUUUAACCCAGAAAACUUAAAACAUAACCCGCCACGUCAUAAAUCCAACCCAACCCAUGACCCAACCUAACCCGACCAAACUAAAAAAGCAUUACAGUGAUAGAGCUGGGUUAUCGCAUGAAGGCUACCUGAACCAUCGCACAAGCUUCAUCUGAAAUACCCAGAACCACCGCCGUCUCUGCCGAAAUUGUCCGACUCAACGACGUCACCCAAACCGACAGCGUCAUCCACAAAAUCGAGCCUCCUCGUCCCUUGGUCUGUCUAGGAAGACUCCAACCGGCGCACGAAUCUCGGAACCCCAAACCAUAAAUUGAAACCACAAAACCCAGCACGAAUAAAAACCCCAAAACUCAAAAAUGGAAACCCUAAAAACAGAGAUCGGGAUGGAUUCGUCGAUUGCGGCAGAGACGGUGGAUGCUGGGGUCCCCCUAGGUUGAUUGCACUGGCAAUCUGCUUGGAUUUGUCUGGGUCGCCAUCGGAAGAAGAAGAAAAGUUUUUGGGUUUUCUUUGGUUGAUUGCAGGGACGAUCUGCUUGGGUAUGGUUGAGGAUACCGAGUAACGAUUAGCUCCAUGGAUUGACUCAAUCUGUGGAGCUGGAGGAGUGCGUAGUAAUCAUGCAUUUCGGUGCCGCUGUUGUGGUCCUUGAACUGGAGCUCGGCGGAAAGCAUGGUGUCAGCGGCGACGAUGAUUUGGUCGGUGUAUUGGAGGAGGACCGAGUCGGAACCUCUACUCGAAUUCCAGGAGCGAACCGCGAACGACUUGGCACCCUGGAGCUCCCGGGAGACGAGAAGCUUCUCGGCGAUGGUCAGCCACCGCUCCGUCUCCACUCUAUAUGAUCCGCCGCCUCUUCAAUUUUUUUGGGUUCAUAUUAGUUUUGCAGGUUUCCAAUUUUCCCCCUUUCCUUAUCUAUUUGUGAGCUUAGGGCUCGAGAGAGAGUGAAUGAGAAGAUGCACGUGGACCAUGGGUGAUUGAGAAGUCAGCCAUUUCCUCAAUUUGGAGAUGAAGAAAGAUGGGGAAGAUAAACAAUUUCGGGGGAGACGAAGGUUCGGGUCGGCGGGGUCAAUUGGAGAAGAAGUGAUUGGGUAAUGGGUUGGUUUUAAUGAUGUGGCAAAUUUUAAUGACGUGGCAGGUCAUAUUUUAUUUUUCUUGGGUUAAAAAUGGCAGAUUAGGCACUUCUGUUAGUCACGUCAGCAAAAAAUUGACGUCGUUAAGGGAGGCUAACGGAGACUAACGGAUGGUGACCAAACGUGACAUAUUUUAGUAAAUUUAGUGACCACAAAUGGAAUUAAAUAUUUGCAGUGAC